GGCUCCCACUUCCACAGCUCCCGGCGGGAGAAGUAUGGGAACGUCUUCAAGACCCACCUCCUGGGCCGGCCGGUGGUGCGAGUGACUGGUGCUGAGAACAUCCGCAAGAUCCUGCUGGGUGAGCACACACUGGUCAGCGCACAGUGGCCCCAGAGCACCCAGAUCAUCCUGGGCUCCCACACUCUGCUUGGCUCCAUUGGUGAUCUGCACCGCCAGCGCCGCAAGAUCCUGGCCAGAGUGUUCAGCCGCGCUGCCCUGGAAUGCUAUCUGCCACGGAUCCAGAAGGUUGUGAGCUGGGAGCUGCGGGGCUGGUGCAUGGAGCCAGGCUCCAUCGCAGUUUAUUCCUCCGCUAAAACCUUAACUUUCCGCAUUGCAGCUCGGAUUCUGCUGGGGCUCUGCCUGGAGGAAAAGCAGUUCAAGGACCUGGCCAAAACUUUUGAACAGCUGGUGGAGAACCUCUUCUCCCUGCCCCUCAACAUACCUUUCAGCGGGCUGCGCAAGGGAAUUAAAGCACGGGACAUGCUACAUGAGUUUAUGGAGAAGGCUAUACAGGAAAAACUGCAGAGAAACAACACAGAAGAUCACAGCGAUGCCUUGGAUUUCAUAAUAAACAGUGCCAAGGAGCAUGGCAAAGAAUUCACCAUGCAGGAGCUAAAG
Messenger RNA from Nestor notabilis (Kea), 657 nucleotides. Its product is annotated as cytochrome P450 26C1-like. Gene Ontology annotation, biological process: sterol metabolic process. Gene Ontology annotation, molecular function: iron ion binding; monooxygenase activity; heme binding. The transcript has 3 exons. The record is from RefSeq and is a predicted model, not a curated record. The annotation marks the transcript as partial. Lineage: Eukaryota; Metazoa; Chordata; Aves; Psittaciformes; Psittacidae.